UUUCCAAGUGAGAAAUAAAAGAUUUAUUGUGGAGUGGGCAUUUUUAAUGCAAUGCAAUUAGAAGCCUGGGAUUGGGUAUGGUGAGGUUCAUCCCGUAAAGAGACACCUUUUGUUGAGCUGGAGGUAAUUAAAUUAAAGGAAAGGGAUUUCAUGAACUCAACAGCAUAGAAGAGAAUGAAGAACUGCCAUUUUAGAAUUAAAAGACCUCCUAGGCUGCAAAUCUUGUUGCUGGUUUGGGGCAUUUCUUUAUCUGUUUUAAUAAUUUUGUUCUUUUCUGUAGUUCGCCCAAUCGUUGAGUUGUUAGGACCACGUAAGCCCUUGCAAGAAGGAGAUAGUGCCAACCUGACGUGCAACAUCAUUGAAGGUUUACCUGAACCACGGCUAUCUUUUUUUAAAAAUGAGCCAGACCUUCCGUCUAAGGAGAUCACAUCACCUCUGCUUUUAACAAAUGUAACAGACAGUGACGAGGGAAGGUACAUCUGUGAAGCACGAAAUGCUGGUGGUAAUUUCACUGACAGCAUAUAUAUAAGAGUUAAAACUCCACCUGAACUGAAUCCUAAACUGGGGAAUCAGUCUGUUGCAUUUAACUCCACGCUUAAUUUGACAUGCAUUGUGAGAGGUGAUCCUCCACUUCAGAUCAACUGGACUAGGAAUGGUGUGGAUCUUGGAAAUAGAGACAAUAAUACAUACACUGUUUCCCAAAUGACUUUCGACCAUGCAGGCUUGUAUGGAUGUACAGCCAAAAACUGGGCAGGAAAAGCGUAUGCUUUUUUUUGGAUUGAUGUGACAGGUAAGGGACUCAGAGAAUUAGAACCACGGCUUUCUAUUAAUCACUGAACAGGAUUAAUAGGAAUGGUGGUUCAGGUAUUCAAAAUUGGCACACUUUUCAAUCAAGUGCAUGACAACAGCUUUGUCACAUUUUUACCUUUUGUCGGAAAUUUAACAUUUUAAAUCUGUAACUGCACCAAUCAAGACUAACUUUAAUUCCCUAUAAGUAUUAAAAGCAAGAAUUCUCAUUCCUUUGAAUAAAGGAACCUUCUCUUUCUUCAUGUAUGUUCAGAGAAUUACAACUUUCACGGGCUGGAGAAAAGGAUAACUUUUUAAGGUGGCUCAAUAGUUUCAAAAUGGCUAUUUUUAAGACAUUUUUUAAGACACUUGUGUACCCAUUACUGAAAUUUUUGUGACAACACCAGAUACAACACUGCUUGAAGUUUCUAAUUCUCAAAGUUGACUUGAAUUCCUUAAAUUCCCAAGCAACCAGAACCAUAAAUUGAACCACACCCAAUUUGGGGCUUUCAAAACUGGGUUCAUGCUGAACCUAAUUUUUCUGAAGUGAAGAAAGAUAAAGAGCUGAAGCGUGGCAGGCAUUAUCAUCUUAUAUAAAGCCGUGCAAUGACCUGAAGUUAUCGUGGUCAAACUUUUUUGAUUUUCAUAAAAAAUUGAGGUGUGUUAAUAGUUUGGUCAUGUGAUUUGAUGCUUCUAUGGCAACAGUGUUUUCAAAGGAUGUUUCGUUCAAAUUUAAGUUUAAAACUAUGUCUUAGUGAGACUGUGGAUUACUUUUUAUAAGAUUCUAGUGCUAAAAUUCCCCAGGCUUAAAAAAAGCACAGGAAAAAUAGGGUUGAUGACUGAAUCGCUUGAAUGCAGUAGCUGAGACCAUCAGUUUAAAAGAGUACGUUUGUAGGGCUGUCAUUAAGUUUUGAGUGACCUGAAUCCAUGUUCUUAAUUCACACCUGUAACAAACUUCUUACUUUGAGAGUGAAUUCUAUCAGAAACAGGGUAAUUUCACCCACCAUAUUAAGGGCCGUGCAAUCAAGCGCUCUCAGCCAUAAUAGGUGUUGUGGGUUAUGGCCCCUAAUAACAGCCUUGGUUUGAUCGAAAGUCUCUCCGCAGAUUUAUGUUUCUCCAAGAAACAAGUCUGUUCCCGAGGGCCACCCAGAGAA
Orbicella faveolata is the source of this 1940-nucleotide messenger RNA. RefSeq names its product fibroblast growth factor receptor 4-like. The record is from RefSeq and is a predicted model, not a curated record. Gene Ontology annotation, cellular component: signaling receptor complex; plasma membrane. Gene Ontology annotation, molecular function: ATP binding; transmembrane receptor protein tyrosine kinase activity. NCBI's taxonomy places the organism in Eukaryota, Metazoa, Cnidaria, Anthozoa, Scleractinia, Merulinidae. Gene Ontology annotation, biological process: protein phosphorylation; multicellular organism development; positive regulation of kinase activity.